Messenger RNA from Clunio marinus, 3389 nucleotides. Lineage: Eukaryota; Metazoa; Arthropoda; Insecta; Diptera; Chironomidae. The record is from the annotation of a GenBank genome assembly.
AAAGUUUAAAUUAGUUAAAAAAAGAAAGUGAAAGUAACAUAAAAACAACAAAAAAAAAGUCCAAUGGACCUCAAGAGAAAUUGAUCAAUACAAUUAAGAAAACAUAUAUAAAUUUUAGGAUUAUUUUUCUAUGCUUAGUCAUCACACACAAAAAAGUAUUUUAUAGUGUUUUAAGCAAAGGAAAUAGCAGUGAUUCAAGAGCAAAUCUUAAUUGAGAUUUAUCAUGUUAAAAUAUAAAUCUUUUUUGACAAAUGGCUAACAAACCCUGUGCGCAAAGUGAAUAAAAAAUAAGAGACGAGGGAAAGAUUUUUAAUCAGAAAUUACCUCUUCUGUGAAUAAGAAUCUAAAAUUUAACAUUAUAUUGAGUAUUUAGCAAAAUAAAAUCUUCAGCAAAAUAGGAAACAUGGGUAACAAGUGCUGUUCAAAGAGACAGCCAGACGAAUUUGCUACAGGAUACAAGAAAAAUGAUACAAACUUUUCUUCGAACAUAAAUCCUAAACAUAAUCUAAAUAACUCUUUGGAUUCACGUUACACACCCGAUCCGAAUCGAAGCGGAGUUAUAAAGACUAAAAGUGGAAUUGAUAUCAUCAGAAGUGGGCCGCGUAGUGUUGCACUCCCAUCAAACCAUCGUCGGAUUGUAGUUGCUCUCUAUAAUUAUAAUGCAAGAGAAGAUACCGACGUUUCCUUCGUGAAAGGAGAUCGAAUGGAGGUUCUGGAUGAUACCGAAACUGAUUGGUGGAGAGUUAUUCAUUUAACAACCCGACAAGAAGGUCUCAUUCCUUGGAAUUUUGUAGCUGAAGAAAGAAGUGUAAACAGUGAAGAUUGGUUCUUUGAAAAUGUAUCGAGAAAAGAAGCAGACAAGCUUUUGCUAGCCGAGGAAAAUCCCAGAGGAACUUUCCUGAUCCGGCCAAGCGAACACAAUCCUAAUGGAUUUUCUCUAAGUGUCAAAGAUUGGGAAGAGACUAGAGGAUAUCACGUUAAACAUUAUAAAAUAAAACCUCUUGAUAAUGGAGGAUAUUUUAUUGCUACUAAUCAAACUUUCGCGAAUUUACCCUCCUUGGUCAUGGCAUAUUCAAAAAAUGCCUUGGGAUUAUGUCACGUUCUUUCACGUCCCUGUCCAAAGCCUCAACCCCAAAUGUGGGAUCUUGGACCAGAACUGAGAGACAAGUGGGAAAUUAAUCGAAACGAAAUUCAACUUAUUCGAAAACUUGGUCGUGGUAACUUUGGAGAAGUUUAUUAUGGCAAAUGGAGAAAUAACAUCGAUGUAGCAGUAAAAACAUUGCGUGAAGGAACAAUGUCAACGCAAGCAUUUUUACAAGAAGCUGCAAUAAUGAAGAAGUUCCGUCAUAAUCGUUUGGUCGCUUUAUACGCUGUUUGUUCAAAAGAAGAACCAAUUUAUAUUGUUCAAGAGUAUAUGGCGAAAGGAAGUCUUCUCGAUUUCCUGCGUGAAGGUGAAGGGCGUCUUCUCCAAUUUGAAGAUUUGAUUUACAUAGCAUCACAAAUAGCAUCAGGAAUGGAAUAUUUGGAAACAAAACAACUCAUACACAGAGAUUUAGCAGCUCGUAAUGUCUUGAUAGGAGAAAACAACAUUGCAAAAAUAUGCGAUUUUGGAUUAGCUCGGGUCAUAGCUGAUGAUGAAUAUUGUCCCAAACAAGGCUCCAGAUUUCCUGUUAAAUGGACUGCCCCAGAAGCCAUUGUGUAUGGCAAAUUUUCUAUUAAAUCUGAUGUUUGGUCGUAUGGUAUAUUGUUGAUGGAACUUUUUACCUAUGGCCAAGUUCCAUAUCCAGGGAUGCACAGUCGAGAAGUGAUAGAACAAAUAGAACGCGGUUAUAGAAUGCCGAAGCCCACAAAUCAUCAUCUACCUGACAGCAUAUAUCAUCUUAUGCUUAAUUGUUGGGAUGCAAAUCCUGAAAAAAGACCAACAUUCGAGUUCUUGAAUCACUACUUCGAAAGUUUUAGUAUAACUUCUGAGGUUCCCUACAAGGAUAUAAAUUAAUUUUAAACACUUUUACAAAGCCAAAAAAGACUUAAAACUGCAAUGACAGACACACUGCGAAAUGUCAUCUUAUUCAUUAGUAAUAGCAUAAAGUUGGAAGCUUUUUUGUUUUAUGUUUUUUUUUUUCGUGGCUUUUGAUUUCCUUCGUGACAAUUUAGUUCCAUUUAAGAUUUGAUUUUAAAGAAAUGUCUACUGCACAAAAUUUGAUCUCAUCAUUUAAGUUACACAAAGGAACACCUGAGAGAUAAAUAGUAGGCUUAUUUGAGAAGUAACUAUAACAAACAACUUUCAAGAGAUCUUCAAAUUUAUUUUGGAACAAAAAAAAAGAUUACAUUCUGAUAGUUCACUAAUGUUUAAGAUUUUACUAUCAUGAUUUAAACGUGACAAUGAAAUAUUUAACCAGAAUUUUAUACAAUCUAACAUUAAGCCGUAUCAUUUAGGAUAAAUUUCUUAAGAACAAUUAAUUCCAUGAAAAUUUUACACCUUAUUAACAACAAUAUGAACAUUAACAACAAAAUAGGAAGAACCUGCAACGAUCAUAACAAAUCAAUAGUUGUUCAAAAUUGACUAACUGAAAUGAGAUUAGAGGCUAAAAUGUCUUAAAAAUUGAAAUAUUUCUUUAAUUCAAAAAGAAAUAUUCGUUAUGAUCAUAGUCUAGUCAAAUUUCAAAUCCUAUUUACCUACAGCCAACUUUUCAACUACGAAAUUCUUACUAAUAUGCUUUAGUACGAUUUAUUUAUUCCAAACCGAAGAACCUUAGUUUCAUUAUACUGUGAACAUGACAUGUGCUUCUGUAGAUCUACAUACCUAAUAAUUUUCAAGAUCAAGCUGAAAAUAACUUGUGUAAUGUUUUCAAACAAAUUUAAAAUGCAUUUUUAACAAUUCCUAUCUCUAAAAAUAGUUUUAGGCCACGAAUCUUUAAGGUAAUCAAUUUAUUAGAAAAGUAAGCGUUAAGAAUAAAUUUAAACCUUGAUGAGAAGAAAUAAUUCAUGCAUUUAGAGGACUAGAAAAGAAGUUUGUAUAAUUUAUAAUUAAUAAUUGGGUGUUUUCUGUUAUUAAGAGUAAUAUGUAUAAUCACGUGGACUCCAAAAUUGUAUUAAUUUUAUGAAGAAAAAACUAACAAGAAAAAAAUAGUAUCGCAAUUCUUAUAUUUCAUUAUUUCUAAACAACAAUUUCUAUUUCUAUCAGAACUUAUGCUUACUUAACUCCUAACGUUGCUAUACUAAACCAAGAAAGAAAUUUCAUUACUAGUUUAUAGAAGUAAGAAAUACCAAAGCAAGUCCAUUUAUUGAUUUUGAUACAAUGGAAUUUUACCAUGAAAGUUAUGUUGGUAGUAAUUUUAUAUUACAAGAAAAUGUAUUAAUCUGGAAAAUAUAUUGCAUUUCAAUACGUA